AUGUACGCGGAAGGGGCGGCUACCAGACCUGGCCAUGGAGCUGACAUCAGCAGAGACAAUCUCGAGCAAGCCGCAGCGGCGAGCCUGCUCUUCCAACUGCAGAGAGACUCCGGCGUCCAAACCAUUUCCGUUGGAGAGAUGGACAUCCAUUCCGUAUCGCGCGGCGAGGCCGGAAUGCUCUCCACCCUCUCGGAAGAGACCGAUCUCUGGUCCGCGGUCCACGUAGACACCGGUCUUCGCGCCGAUGUUCACAGCUGUCCUGGAUUGCUUAGCAAAGCCGAGAGGGAAAACGUCGCGGCAGUGAUGGCCGAACACGGGGGAGCUCUGUACCGCCCGGAGCAUAUGCAGCGCGCGCUGGCCGCGGUGGGCGACCGCGUGUCGAGGCAAGAGGCUGAGAAGUUGCUGAUGGAAGCAGGCGGCUCCUUCUCCUCUGUGCUCGCCUUCGAGCGGAUGCUGAAUGACAUCAACAUUGCGGCGACAGCUGUCCAGACGUGCGUGCCGGAAAGCGCGAGCAACGUGCAUAUCCUGCGCCCGCAUAUGAUGCGGAAGGAGUAUAAGAGGGGCGAGAUUCUGGCCCUUCAGGGUGACAUCGAGGCCGAGUUCUUCGCCCUUACCGCGGGCUCGGUCCACGUCAUCAAGGACGGGAAGAUGGUGGGCGGGAUGAGUGCCCCCGACUACUUCGGAGAGCUGGCGCUCCAUACGCAGGUGCCCCGGUCUGUCACCAUCCAGGCGGCCGAUGACGUCACGGUUUACAUUCUACGGGAGGCUGACUACGUCAGGCACAUGAAGGAGGAGAACGCGGACAAGCGCGCCAAGUACAGCGCUUUCCUGGCGUCCGUGCCUUUCCUGAAGGACGUGGAGCCUUACGGUCGCCAGAAGCUGUGCGAUGCGCUGAAAGAGGAGCGCUUCGAAGACAACGAGAUCAUCAUCCAGGAAGGCGAGGAGGGCUCUCGCAUGUACAUAGUCACGGAGGGGGAAGUCGUCACGGUGAGAAUGCCCGACGGCAAGCAGCCGGUCCACGCCGCCGUGGUCAGAGUAGGCGGCUUUUUCGGGGAGCGCUCCCUGAUCAAGAGCGAGCGCCGUGAUUCGACGGCGAUCUGCCACGGCCCCGUCGAGUGCGUGUCGCUGGACCGCACGUCGUUCCUGCGGCUGCUGCAGAGCCAGGCGACGUCCAGCAUCGUACAACACAUCGUGCGCGGCUACCGGACGGCCGCGGACGCCAACCAGGUGGCCACGCUGGGCGCCCUGGUGUCGCUCCAGCUCAUCGACUCGGCCGCAUUUGAGGACGAGGCAUACGCUAUGGACGUGGUCGAGGGGCACGUGCCCAUGGACCUGGACGGCGUCCUGUACAGAAACGGCCCCGCCGCAUUGGAGGGAGUCGGCGGGUGGCGACUGAACAACUCAGUCGACGGUGACGGCUGUGUCGCCGCCUUCUCCUUCUCCGGGGGGAAGGUCCACCUGACAAAGAAAAUUGUACGCACGGCGGCUUUCGAGCGGGAAAAGGCGACCAGGAAAUCUAGCUGCAGGGGGGCCUUUGGCACGCUGAAAAGUGGGGGGUAUCUUGCGAACCUCCUGGAUCUGCGCGUGAAGAACCCGGCAAAUACCAACGUGGUUUACUGGGGCGGCAAGCUGCUCGCCCUCUGGGAGGCUGGUCUUCCCCACGAGCUGGAUCCCGACACUUUGGAAACGCGAGGAAUGACCGACUUGGGGGGUGCGCUAACCAGCCUGCUUUACCCGGUGUUCAAGUGGUUGGACCCCCCCUUCCAGCCCGCAUUCGCCGCUCAUCCUCGGAUCGACCCGGUGAAGAAACGAUUCGUCAGCUUCAGCGCCACGACCUUCCCAUACGCUAUCAACAACACGAUGCGGCUGACGUGCUACGAGUGGGACGAGGACUGGAACCUGGUGUUCACGCGCGCUGUGUGGGCCCCAUUCACACUGAUGCACGACUUUUGCAUCACGCCCAACUACUACGUAUUCCUGUACACACCAGGAAACAUGGACCUCCUCAGGUUCAUUCUGAAGCCCAAGGGGGGAGUCGCGGGGGCCAUCCACUUCAGCAACACUGAACCGGGGCAGAUUCUCCUCAUCUCCCGACACGAUCCGACCGCACCCGUCCAGAUUUUCAAGACCCCCCCGGUGUCGUCGCUUCACCACGCAAAUGCCUUUGAAGACGGCAACGGAGGAAUCGUUUUGGACACCCUGAAAUACACUCGAGUCCCCAUGUCGUACAUGAAGAGCGCCGCGGAGCGCGGUGCGUACCCGCCGCUGGACUUCCUUCCGGCGUCGAACCUGGUGCGGCUGCGGCUCGACUUGGCCACGGGGCAGACGACCAUCGAAACGAUCGACGAGCGCAACGGCGAGUUCGCCGCGGUGCACCCGGACAAGGUCGGCAGCAGCGCGCGCUACAUCUACACCGCGUCGUGCCAGGUUCCGGAAGGGGGGGCUCUCUUCGACGCGCUCCGCAAGGUCGACACCAGCGGCUCGACCGCCCCGCAAGUGUGGGCGGAGUGGCCGACCGUCUACGUGGGCGAGCCCAUCUUCGUGCCACGUGGCGGCCAGAGAAGCGACGAUAUCCUUCCGGAAGACGCGGGCUGGGUGCUGGUGCUGCUGUACGACACGGACCUGCUGAUGACGGAGCUGGCCAUCUUUGACGCCGAGGAUAUCACGAAGGGCCCGGUCGCCCUGCUCCGGUGCCGGCACAACAUGGCGUAUGGGCUUCACGGCACCUGGGCUCCCCGAGCUAACCUGGACCGCGGUCGGAGGAAGUAACCGGGUGACGUAAGCAAGGGACACGUGGGCUGACUACAUCUGCAUGGGCUCAAUCAGCAUAGGUCGCGCAGUCGAUCCAAGGGGAUCACGUUGGUUACACAUCUGGUCCAGA
Molecule: messenger RNA, 2881 nt
Organism: Klebsormidium nitens
Lineage: Eukaryota; Viridiplantae; Streptophyta; Klebsormidiophyceae; Klebsormidiales; Klebsormidiaceae
Source: the annotation of a GenBank genome assembly